This is a messenger RNA of Pyricularia oryzae 70-15, 2655 nucleotides long. RefSeq lists its product as uncharacterized. Gene Ontology annotation, biological process: regulation of DNA-templated transcription. The transcript has a single exon. Gene Ontology annotation, molecular function: DNA-binding transcription factor activity, RNA polymerase II-specific; zinc ion binding. Gene Ontology annotation, cellular component: nucleus. Bases 639 to 2333 code for a protein of 564 amino acids. The record is from RefSeq and is a predicted model, not a curated record. Lineage: Eukaryota; Fungi; Ascomycota; Sordariomycetes; Magnaporthales; Pyriculariaceae.
GUUCGAACCCCGUACACUCCGUCGUGAGCCGCAACAUCCUACUCUCGCCAUUUUCGUCCGAACUACCAAGAACUAUUCUUUAACAGAAGACGUGACGGUAAACAUCAGCAACAAAAACAACAACAUAAAACACAACAACAAUCGCAGCUUUGUUUGGACAAGUGUGUGGCUUAGCAGACGCUCUAUCCGGAAAACGACACUCACAAAAGAAGAGGGAAAAAAAGAGACACAGCCAGCAACAGCCCUUGCAAGCUUUUUGUUCUGGGAAAACUUGGAAUUCUGGCUUACGCAAACAAGAGCUUAUAACUGGAGCGCGAACUAUCACAUUCGGCCACCGCAAAGGAAGCGAAGGACUUACGUUAUUUGUUGGCAGUGACUGCGCCGCCAACCAACGUUUAACCGGGCCAUACUUAGCGAGCGCUGUCUCCCCGCCUUCCCCCUCACAUCUUCUGUGAUUCGGAUUCACUCGUGUGGUCCGUGAUCUUUUUGACUGCCAGUUGGCUCUUUUUUAUGGUUCAGCUGUGUAAAUCACAUCUGGAAUAACGCUCAACGAAACCUCAGUUCCGCUUUCCGUGCCGGCUGGCCUGGACAUGAUAUACUGUUCUUAUCUUGACAACUAAGUUACCCCUUCGCCCUCAAUGGGGGCUCUAUCUGGUCUGGAUUCUCGUCAUCUCUUGGCCUAUCCGGGUACGCCACCAGAGCUGGUGAGCCCGAGCUCAUCAAGCUACUCCUCAAGACCGUCCGAGGGGGCCCCAGUGUCUCCUCCCAUGUCCAACUAUGAACCCUCAACAACGGUCGAUGUGCUACCCAGAAAGCCUUCAGACGACUUAUCAAACAUGAGGAGAGCUCUUUCGAGUCAGAGCAGCACCCGGCACAAUGAAGAUCACCGGGAACCGCAACAGCGUCAACAACAUUUGCCCAAGCUCCCUCCUCUGAGCAGCAUCCUGACCAUGGCACAGGACAGCAUGCUUACCCAUUCGCCAUAUGAGGAGCGCCGGGCUUUCUCAACUGGUACAUCACCCCUGGAUCGGCCGCAAACAUCAAGCAGCCUGCCAGUGCCAAAAAGGCCCUACUCUCCUUCAUAUUUUCCGCCAACCGGCCCAUGUAGCUCGUCGGCAGCGCCUCAAUCCAAAGGCUCCUAUCCUCCAAGGCUGGAGGAGAGGAAUCCUUUUCAUUCCGUGCCCAGGGGGCCUUUCCAUGGCCCUCUGUCCCCUCCACACCGAGAGUCGGACCAUAGGCUAGCAGACAGGACGCCCGAAGAGUAUGUACCACGUGCUGCGGGGGAGUACUCUCCUAACAGCAGGUAUUCCUACAGAAGUCAACCGGAUCGAUACCCAGUGUCUAUGCCGCUCGUUAGCAACCAUGGUGUCAAGCGCGAGUACGACCAUCCCUCCGGACCGGCUCCAUACAGAGAUGCCCAUCUUCAACGACCGACGACACACUCACACGCUGCGCCCUCGCCCCCGACCGCUACCAGCAGCAUCGUCUCCCCUGAGGGCAUACCAUCCAAGGACGGCCUUGGCCCCAAGAUCUGGACGGGAACACACUUCCUCCCACGUUUUGUGCGCGCGGCAGAGGUCCCCGGUGAGGGCAUGUGCUACUUCUACGAUGACGGCAGCCAUUGCAAGACAGUCAUCGAUGGCGAGGUUGUCAACGCACACUGGGGAGUCACCAAGGCAGGCAAGCCGCGCAAGCGCCUCGCUAUUGCCUGUGUGACAUGCCGUGAGAAGAAGAUCAAGUGCGAUCCCGAUUACCCGCGCUGUGUUCAGUGCGAGAAGUUUGGCCGUGUGUGCAAGUUCAAGAAUGCGCCGCGGGGUGGGAACAACACCAGCCCCUCAACGCCGCCGGCCGAGCUGGCCGAUGACGUGAGGCCUAGGAGCAAGAACUCGAGUGCCAGUGUCUCGCCCAGGACGAUACCGGCGACCGAGAUAAGGGAACGAGACGGCAAGAGGCCGAGGUAUGCAUACGAGGUCGACCACAGCCAACAGAGGCAUCACUCGCCCAGGCAGCAGCACAGGGCCUUCACACACCCGCAGUCUCAUUCACACUACUCCCACACACCGCCGCCACCACCGCCACCUCCACAGCCGCAACAGCAGUAUCCCCACCAGCGGUCUUAUCCACCUCCUCAAUAUUCAUACCAACAUCAGCCUCCUCACCACCAACACCCUCACCCUCACGGGCACUACCACAGCCAGCCUUCGAGCGCCGUCGGUGCACCCGGCGAGCGGCCCUCGCCCAUAUCUUUGCCUUUGCCACUACCCACCCUCCCCAGGGAAGGCAGUAGGACACCGUCUUCCUGGAACCCGCCCGAGCUGCCCAGGAUACGGUAGUUAGUUGAGGAGGAUGACUGGACUCUGGAUUCUAUUUCACGACACGAUAUUUUAUUAAAAACUCACAUGUAAACUACUUUCUACCUUUUUAUUUGGGCUCUGCGGAAUUUGGCAUUAUAGUCAUGCGGCGUUCAUCACUUUGAUAUUACUUUUAUGGUGUAUACGGUAUCCAUCAAGCUUCCCGGCGUUUUUUUUCUGUCUUCUUUUUUUUCAUUGUCCGUUUAUAGCUUUUACUUGAGGCUUCAUGGCAAUUGUCGGACACUAGUAGCCGGGGAAGGGGGGGGGGGGAAGGGAACAAAGGAGUAGCUUCUGGGAUAUUCCC